Diaporthe citri is the source of this 666-nucleotide messenger RNA. RefSeq lists its product as uncharacterized. NCBI's taxonomy places the organism in Eukaryota, Fungi, Ascomycota, Sordariomycetes, Diaporthales, Diaporthaceae. The transcript is spliced from 3 exons. The record is from RefSeq and is a predicted model, not a curated record. Bases 1 to 666 code for a protein of 221 amino acids.
AUGUCUUGCAAGGCGUGCGAGGAACUACCCCCUGUCUCCGCGGAAUGUACCGAGAAGGGAACGUACGAGGCAAUCGCCGGGUUGAAGACGUAUGUGACGGGCCCCGCCAACGCAACCCGCGCCGUGAUUGACAUCUACGACGUCUUCGGGCUGGCCAGCCAGACCAUCCAGGGCGCGGACCGGCUGUCGCAGCACAUCGGUGACUGCCUGGUGCUCGUGCCGGACCUCCUCGAGGGCAACUACGUCCAGCCCGACUGGCUGCCCCCGGACACGCCCGAGAAGCAGAAGCUCUUCGCCGAGUUCCGGGCGGGGCCGGGCGACGCGGGGAAGGCGGUCGAGAAGCUCCUCAAGGUGCGGAAGGAGGUCGGGGAGAAGUGGCCCGGCGUGGAGGACCACGUCCGGGCUCUGCUGGGGCGGCAAGAUCACCAGUGUCUGUUGCACAGCGCUCUCGACCCGGCUGACGGUGCGGCUUUGACUGUCCCGCAUAUCUGCCUCGCCUCUGCUGGUGAGCCGUCCGAGGCGGUUGCUGAACUCAAGGAGAUCCUGUCAAAGCCUGGUAAGAUCGGCCAUGUCGAGACCUACGGUCGCCCCAUGUUUCACGGCUGGAUGGGUGCUCGUGCCAACCUGUCUGACGAGACGAACGCGAGGGAGUAUGAGAAGGGAUAA